UAGAGCAGUUUCUAGAAUACUAAAUGAGAAAUCUGAAGGAUUAAUACAUUCACAUGGAAGAAGAAUAGUUUAUUGUAAUUGUUCUAAAUGUAAAGGAAAUUUAGUAGAUAUUCAUACACAAAUGAUUCACGAGACUGGUAAAGAUUCAGAAGAUGAUCAAGGUUCAGAAGAUGAUCAAAAAGAUAAUAAUCCUUUAUCAUCAUUAAAAGAUAAUUUAAUAUCGCUUGAUGAAAAUUCAGAGAAUGAUGUUGAAACUGUAAUUCAACAAAUGGUAUUAGAGAAAGCAGAAAAUGAUUUAUCAACUAAUUUACCUUGA
This is a messenger RNA of Funneliformis geosporum, 316 nucleotides long. Lineage: Eukaryota; Fungi; Glomeromycota; Glomeromycetes; Glomerales; Glomeraceae. The record is from the annotation of a GenBank genome assembly.